UGAGGCAACACUUAUAGGCGCUGUUAUCUCCGGCUGACAAACGCAAUCACCAUCGAAGUCGAUCGAAUGUCGUCUUUGCCUCAGUCGCAUCCUUUAUUACUUGUCUCUACAUAACCCUUUUGAGGACGCUUUGGUUCUUCCAAUGCUAACACAAAACACAUCCAAUCCUAACACCAUGGAGCUAACAAUCCACCAUCACGGCACCCCUCACACCUACCACCUCUCCUCCGACGCAACACUCCAAGACCUAUCAACAACAUUAUCCUCAACCCUCCAUAUCCCAAUCGAGAACCAAAAACUUCUCAUUGCCCCGAAACCAGGCAUGCAGAAACAUCCCUUCCCGCCCACUAGGCUCGACACCAUCCUUCAACUCGACUCCCCACGAUUUAAAAUCACUCUCCUCGGCACUCCGGCAAAGGAAAUCGACAAUCUAAACGUCGAAGGCGAGGAGACAAAACGGAAACUCGAGGCGCGAGCUGCGGCGAGGGCUGCUGCGGCUGCGAAACUGACGACCUCGCGCCGCGCAGGCGGGAUACAUACACUCGGCGAAUCGAAGGAGUCGUAUACAUUCCAUCGCUUAUUACCGCUGUCUUACCUACCAAAUCCGGACCGCUCGUUACAGUUUCUCGCGCGUCUGCGCGAUGAUCCUGGUAUUCGCGCUGCGAUGGCAAAGCACCGCUUCUCCGUGCCUUUGUUAACAGAAAUGAAUCCCGCUGAACAUACAACCUCCGAGUCGCGGACGUUAGGCCUAAACCGCAAUCAAGGCGAAGUUAUCGAACUACGACUUCGAACGGACGCGUACGAUGGAUAUCGUGAUUAUCGAACGAUAAGGAAAACGCUAUGUCAUGAGCUUGCGCAUUGUGUGUUCAGUGAACAUGAUCGGAAUUUCUGGGAUUUGACGGGGCUUAUUGAGAAGGAGGUUGAGAGGGCGGAUUGGAAGCAUGGGGGACAGAGUGUGAGUGGGGAGGAGUUUUAUAACCCGGGGGACUGGGAGGGAGUUCAGGAGGAUGGGUUGGUUAUUGAUGAGAAGGGGUGGACGGGGGGGAGUUUUGUGUUGGGCGGGUAUUAGCGAGGGCUGCAGAGGAGAGGAUGCGACGAGAGAAAGAGCAAGGGAAGAGAGAGAAUUGACAGAUGAUACCCAUACCCAUGUAUAUAAACAAAUUGCAUUUUGACAUUCACACGAUAGUAAUAAUUUAACUAAGCCUGCUCAUUCACAAACAACCCGGCCAUCCCCUGUCCAGUUCCAAUACACAUACUAGUAACCAGAACCUUCUUAUUCGUCCUCUUCGCCUCGUUCAACGCCGUGCAAAUCUGUCUCGCCCCCGUAGCUCCCAGCGGGUGACCCAGCGCAAUCGCGCCACCG
Messenger RNA from Aspergillus ruber CBS 135680, 1363 nucleotides. Its product is annotated as putative zinc metalloproteinase. Gene Ontology annotation, molecular function: proteasome binding. The record is from RefSeq and is a predicted model, not a curated record. Bases 143 to 1069 code for a protein of 308 amino acids. NCBI's taxonomy places the organism in Eukaryota, Fungi, Ascomycota, Eurotiomycetes, Eurotiales, Aspergillaceae. The transcript has 2 exons.